AUGGCCGCAAACUCGCAGAAGGAAAAAAAACCCGAAGCUCGCCAACCCGUAACAGGGAACUUGUGUGACCUCCCCGAGACGGAGAACGCAGUGAUCGCCCCCUACUAUUACACAUUCACAAAUUUUUAUUUCCCCAUGAAAGAAGGGAAGACGCUGUCUGUAGCUUGUUCCGCUGGACAUACUUUUCAGUCUGGUACGCAAGAAGAGAAAAUCACCUGUACACCAGAAGGAUGGGAUCUUCCUGCCAUAUGUUUCAAAAAAUGUAUACAACCAUCUCUGGUUAAUGGGAUUGUACAUAAUGGAAAGGACUACUACAAAACAUCUGAGACAGCUCAGUAUAGCUGCUUUGAAGGAUUCACAACCAAAAGUGGUCAGAAAACGGAAGAGAUUCAGUGUUCUUCUGGUUAUUGGGACCCCACACCAGAAUGUCAUCAAUUAUCUGACAGAUGUGUAGCUCCGCCCCUUGAUAAUGGAAUUUACACAACAACAAAGAGAAAUGUUCCUAUUAAGGAGAUCGUACAAUACCAAUGUAAUCCGGGAUAUUAUACUGCCAGUGGAAGCAUUGCUGAUUGGGCUGAAUGUCGCCGUCAAGGCUGGUCAUCAACUCCACGCUGUACAAAAUCAUCCUGUGGAAAGUUGGCAAAUGUGAAAAAUGGGGGUCAUCACCCGGUAAAAGCCUUAUAUGCAGACAGGGAUGUGGUACAAUUCUUCUGUAAGGAAAAUUAUUCAGUUAAAGGCUCUGCAUUAAUUCAAUGCUAUUCUUAUGGAUGGGACCCCGAGCCACCUACUUGUGAAGAAAGAAAGAACAGAUGCCCACCACCACCCAGACCAACCCAUAGCAUCCUGCUCAACAACUCAUCAUUACAUCGCACUGGAGACAAUGUACAUUAUGAAUGUAAUGAUAACUACAAGCUAAUUGGCACUGAGCAAAUCCAUUGUGAGAAUGGUCAGUGGACAACUCCACCUACUUGUAUUGAACUCAAAGAAAAGAUAAAAUGUGAUAAACCUCCAUCAACCAAUAAUGGAACAACUUUGAUGGAAAAAGAGGUUUAUUACAGUGGUGAUUCUGUAUUCUACAAAUGUAUUGAUGGCUAUGAAUUGCAAGGAUCUAAUAAAAUCAUAUGUAAGAAGGGCAAGUGGACAGAGCCUCCUAAAUGCAAGGCCAAUAUUGAAGACUGUGGAAGCCCACCAAAAAUAAGCCAAGGUGAGCUUACUGAUACUGCACUGGACAGGUAUACUAGUGGCACUUCCGUGGAAUACAGAUGUCACAGCUAUCACUUAAUGGAAGGAUCUAAAACCAUAUACUGUACACAAGGAAUUUGGUCACGACCACCAAUCUGCUUGGAGCCCUGCACAGCAUCUGUGGAGCAAAUGAGAGAAAGAAAUGUUGAGCUUCAGUGGAGCUUUGAGAUUAACUCCAAAUUUUUACAUGGUGAUAUGGUGGAAUUUAAAUGUGUGGAUGGAUUUGACUUAUCAGCCCACGUUGAACUAAAAGGACUGUGUCAAAAUGGCCAUAUUCUAUAUCCAAGUUGCAGCAAGAAAGGUACACUGAAGUUCUGCGGUCGUCCUCCUGUUGUGAUACAUGGCAUAGUUAACCCAUCACAGCAAGUAUAUAUGACAGGAUCCAUGGUUGUUUACCAGUGUUCAGAGCAUUACUACUUGAAUGGAAAAAGCACAGUACACUGCUCCAAUGGAGAUUGGGAUGAUCCACCUAUCUGCAUAGGCUCAGGUGAUGUCAUGCUUAUCCUGGCUUCAUCACCAAGUGAUUUACUGACCUGGAGCAAGCAUGCUUACCUCAGGUUGGUCACUCACCGGGCAGAAAAGCAAGCAUAA
Messenger RNA from Nanorana parkeri, 1833 nucleotides. It is a transcript of the gene F13B, whose product is annotated as coagulation factor XIII B chain. The record is from RefSeq and is a predicted model, not a curated record. Bases 1 to 1833 code for a protein of 610 amino acids. Lineage: Eukaryota; Metazoa; Chordata; Amphibia; Anura; Dicroglossidae. The transcript has 11 exons.